Thalassophryne amazonica is the source of this 580-nucleotide messenger RNA. It is a transcript of the gene atp5if1a, whose product is annotated as ATP synthase inhibitory factor subunit 1a. NCBI's taxonomy places the organism in Eukaryota, Metazoa, Chordata, Actinopteri, Batrachoidiformes, Batrachoididae. Bases 96 to 422 code for a protein of 108 amino acids. Gene Ontology annotation, cellular component: mitochondrion. The transcript has 3 exons. Gene Ontology annotation, biological process: negative regulation of ATP-dependent activity. Gene Ontology annotation, molecular function: ATPase inhibitor activity. The record is from RefSeq and is a predicted model, not a curated record.
AGGAGGUGCGUUCGCCCGUAAAUGCAACUUCCGCGUUUCCAACCAAAAGCUGCAGAGAAAAACGAUCAACUUGUGCUGUUUUUGCUUUUGUAAUAAUGGCAAGUGUUUUUUUGAGAACAAAUUUAAGGAGUUGCGUUGUUUCUCAGAUAAGGAUGAUGUCCGAUCAGCUCGGAGAGUUGGGCAAGGGAGCGGGGAGAGGUGGAGGUGGUGGAGGGUCUGUGAGGGAGGCAGGAGGGUCACUUGGAAAGCGAGGAGCAGCAGAAGAGGAGCGAUACUUCAGGCGGAAGGAAAUGGAGCAGUUGGCAGCACUGAGGAAGCAUCAUGAGGAGGAGAUCAACCAUCACAAGAAAGAGAUUGAGCGCCUGCAGAAGGAGAUUGAGCGCCACAAGGGCAAAAUAAGGAAGCUGGAAUAUGAUGACUGAAGCCAGUAAUAUCUUUUCCUCACACGAGUUCAGUCUUACUGUUAUGUAUCAUUACAGUUAGUCAUAAUCAUACACGGAUUGCUUGCAGAAAUAGGUUGAAACUUCAUACUGACAUAAUUACAAAUAAAAUCCCAAUAAAAGAUAACUUUGCACCUAUA